Seriola dumerili (greater amberjack) is the source of this 1910-nucleotide messenger RNA. It is a transcript of the gene ddx55, whose product is annotated as DEAD-box helicase 55. The coding region runs from base 77 to 1876 and encodes 599 amino acids. The transcript has 14 exons. NCBI's taxonomy places the organism in Eukaryota, Metazoa, Chordata, Actinopteri, Carangiformes, Carangidae. The record is from RefSeq and is a predicted model, not a curated record. Gene Ontology annotation, molecular function: nucleic acid binding; ATP binding; RNA helicase activity. Gene Ontology annotation, cellular component: nucleolus.
CAGCGUGGAGCUCGAUCCCAGCAGCGGAACCACAGCUUCAUCCAGAACCAGUGGUUUAUACUGGUCUGUGUCCAGUAUGGAUAACACGACGGACGGGACGUGGGACAGUUUACCUGUUCAACUCCACGAGAGCAUUUUACAGACGCUCGAGGAGCUGAAAUUCACUCACAUGACACCUGUACAGUCCGCUUGUAUCCCGCUGUUCAUGAGCAACAAAGACGUGGCUGCAGAGGCGGUGACUGGGAGCGGGAAGACGCUCGCCUUCGUCAUUCCUGUCAUAGAACUGCUCCUGAAGAGAGAGGAGAAGCUGAAGAAGAUGCAGGUCGGCGCCCUGGUGAUCACUCCCACCAGAGAACUGGCCCUGCAGAUCAGUGAAGUGAUGGGACAGUUUCUCCACAAGUUUCCACAGUUUAGGCAGAUUUUACUGAUUGGUGGCACUAACCCGAUAGAGGAUGUGGAGAAGUUCAAGGAUCAAGGGGCAAACAUCGUGAUAGCGACUCCCGGCCGCCUGGAGGACAUGUUCAGGAGGAAGUCAGACGGUCUGGACUUGGCCAGUUCAGUCAAGAGCCUGGAUGUGCUGGUUCUGGACGAGGCCGACAGACUGCUGGACAUGGGCUUCGAGGCCAGUCUGAACACCAUCCUGAGCUACCUGCCCAAACAGAGGCGCACCGGCUUGUUCUCAGCCACUCAGACACAGGAGCUGGAGAAGCUGGUGAGGGCCGGCCUCAGGAACCCAGUCCGCAUCACCGUCAAGGAGAAAGGCGUGGCCGCCACCGCCGCCGCCCAGAAAACCCCCGCCAGACUCUCCAACUACUACACUAUCUGCAGAUCUGAGCACAAGUUCAACAACCUGGUGGCGUUUCUAAGGCAACACAAGCACGAGAAGAAUCUGGUCUUCUUCAGCACGUGUGCGUGUGUGGAAUACUACGGUCGAGCUCUGGAGACGCUGGUGAAGAAGGUCAGCGUCUGCUGCAUCCACGGCAAGAUGAAAAACAAACGCAACAAGAUCUUCGCCGACUUUCGGAGCCUGAAGAGUGGGAUCCUGGUGUGUACGGACGUCAUGGCCAGAGGCAUCGAUAUCCCCGAUGUUAACUGGGUGCUGCAGUACGACCCGCCCAGCAGCGCCAGUGCGUUUGUACAUCGCUGCGGGCGAACAGCACGCAUCGGUAAUCAGGGCAACGCCCUCGUCUUCCUGCUGCCGAUGGAGGAGACCUACGUCAACUUCUUGUCCAUCAACCAGAAAUGCCCGCUCCAGAAGAUGCCCCCCGUGUCUGAUGUUGUGGACGUGCUGCCCAAAGUGAAGGCCAUGUCUCUGGCAGACCGAGCCAUGUUUGACCGAGGCAUGAGGGCCUUCGUCUCAUACGUCCAGGCCUACGCCAAACACGAAUGCAGCCUCAUCUUCAGGAUCAAAGAUCUGGACUUUGCCUCCUUGGCCCGCGGCUUCGCCCUCCUCCGCCUGCCGAAGAUGCCCGAACUGAGAGGAAAAACGUUCCCCGACUUCGCCGAGACGACAGUGGACACAGAGACCAUCCGCUACAAGGACAAGAACAGGCAGAAACAGAGACAGAAGAUGCUGAAAGAGAGAGAAACGAAUCCCCUCCCCAGAAGGACUUUCACCAAGAACAAGUCCUGGUCCAAACAGAAGGCCAAGAAGGAUCGCAGGAAAAAGGUUUCAGCCAAGAGGAAGCACGAUGAGGACUCUGACGUGGACAAUGAAGACAUGAAGGAGCUUUUAAACGACACUCGUCUCCUCAAGAAACUAAAGAAAGGCCAAAUCAGCGAGGAGGCCUUUGAGAAACAACUAACAACUGGACCGAAGUCAAAACACAAAACGGAGGAACUCGACGACGCCUCAGAGCAACAGGAUGUUUCAUAAAACUGCCGGAGUCAAAUUCUUCCAUGUAAAAAAA